UAAGUGUGAGCUAAUUAGUUAAUCAGUUAAUUAAUAGUACCUGCCAAAACAAAAUGGAAAAAAAUAGCCAUCUCCCUAUACUCUUCCUCCUCCUCUUCAUCUCCAUCAAAGUCAUUCCGGCCGCCGCCGCCGCCGCUCGGCCAAGCGCCAUAUACGCAUUCGGCGACGCCCUUCUCGACCCGGGCAACAACAACAACCUCCCCACCGUCUGCCGCGCCAAUCACAAACCCUAUGGACUCGACUUCCCGGGCCGAAGCCCCACGGGAAGGUUCACCAACGGGAAGCUCCCCGGGGACAUGCUCGUCUCCGCUUUCCGCAUCAAGGACGUAUUGCCGGCCUACGCCGACUCAACCGUCGACGUCUACGGCCUCCUCACCGGCGUCAGCUUUGCGUCCGCGUGCUCGGGCUACCACGACCUGACGGCCGCGGAGGUCGGCGUCCUCAACUUGGACAAACAGUUCAAAAACUUCGAAAAGGCGUUUGUGAAAAUGGAAGAGAGAUUUGGGAUUCAAAGGGCAACGGCAACAAUAGGGAAUGCAUUGUUUAUAAUAUCAGCAGGGUCAAGUGACAUGCUUGAUAAUUACUAUUUGUUGCCAACCACUAGGGCUAAGUAUUCCCUACCUGCCUACCAUGACAUGUUGCUCAAAAACCUAGACACUUUAGUAAAAAAAUUGUACAAGGCCGGUGCCAAAUAUGUAGCUAUCAUUGGACUUCCGCCGCUAGGGUGUCUACCGGUGGACACCACCUUCUUUAAGAAUAAUGCAAAUUUGACCGGUGACUUUUUAAGGCGGGAGUGCAAAGUGAAGCACAACAAGGACGCAAAGGAAUACAACGCGAAGCUACAAGUUCGAGUGAGGAGGAUGAUGGUAGCAAUGCCGACGCUCAAGGCUGUUUAUAUGGAUAUCUUCAACCCUAUGAUGGAGAUGAUUGAUAAGCCUAAUCAAUUUGGGUUCAAGUCUACAAAAGAGGGAUGUUGUGGAAGUGGUUCGGUGGAGUUGGGGCCACUUUGCAAUGUAGCCUCAGUCGCAUGUAAUGUUCAUUCGGAGUAUGUGUUUUGGGAUUCAAUUAAUCCAUCAGAAGCUGCUUACAAAGCUCUUACAAACAAUUUCAGAGCCAGACCACUUCGUCGUUUAUUCCCUAGUUCUGUUUGAGGAUUAAAAAAUUGAUGGCUAGCUACGAGAUAAUAAUAAUCAUUCUUAGUUUGUCUAUUUGUUUUAUACUGUUUAUCUUCGGGAAUGAUUUCAUCUUCCCAAUGUCAUAAUUGGUAUAACAUCCUCAUAUAUUCGUCUU
Salvia hispanica is the source of this 1290-nucleotide messenger RNA. RefSeq names its product GDSL esterase/lipase At2g40250-like. Gene Ontology annotation, molecular function: hydrolase activity, acting on ester bonds. The record is from RefSeq and is a predicted model, not a curated record. NCBI's taxonomy places the organism in Eukaryota, Viridiplantae, Streptophyta, Magnoliopsida, Lamiales, Lamiaceae.